CCCCUCCCUCUUCCCGGGUAUUUCUGAGAUAGGACUGAGCACUGGAUGUUUUUGACCUUCUUGAUUACUUUAUGCUCCGGACAACCACAUGGCAAAUUAAAUUUCGCAACACGAUCAACGGAGAGAUGCCUCAAGCUGGUAGAUGUCGCACAAGUUGUGCGUAAAAAUGGCACGGAAGAUCCAGUCCCACUCUUGUCCUGACAUCUAUAAGGGCUUGCUUAUUUAUUGUUAUAAAGCUUUAUUGUCUGAGCAGGAACAGAGGUAGCGCACGGAUGACAAUUUAAUUUAAACUCGGGUUUUUUUUUGUUUUUUUUUUAUUUUCUUACAACUUUCAGGGUGUGACUUGAUGACACUUUGCGAGGCGUUCGGCAGACCGGCAGCUGCGUGUGGACCAAGAAUGAAUGAUGUUAUUUCUGAGACUAAGAAGAAAGCAGUACAUCCUUUCACUCCUGUCACUGGUGACAGUCAGAUGUUUCAAAAAUACGAUAUUGACUGCUCAGCUGUAUAUGACAUGGACCCGAUGGAGGUGGGUAAAUCGCUGAUCAUCAGGAAGAACCAAAUUGUGGAAGACAACGAUGAAAGUCUGGUUAACCUCACCUCAAACUGCCCUUUCUUCAUCAAAUCCAGAGGUUAUGAUAAAGUGUGUCUCUCAGAGGAGGAGAAAGACUUCCCUCUUGCUUAUUCUAUGGUUGUGCAUAAAUCCGCAUGGAUGGUGGAGAGACUUAUCAAAGCAAUGUACUCACCGAGUAAUAGCUACUGUAUCCACUAUGAUCAGAAGUCCCCAGCUCAAUUUAUUGCAGCCAUGGAGGGUUUAGCGCGCUGUUUGCCCAACGUCUUCAUCGCCUCCAAACGCGAGGCUGUCUUUUAUGCAAGCAUCAGUCGACUGAAAGCUGAUCUGAACUGUCUGUCUGACCUUUUGAGGUCAGAAGUUAAGUGGAAGUAUGUCAUCAAUCUCUGCGGCCAAGAUUUCCCCCUCAGGUCCAAUAUCGAGCUAAUCUCAGAACUGAAGAAGUUAAAUGGCACUAAUAUGUUGGAGACAAGCCGUCCAAGUGAGCAGAAAAAGCAGAGGUUCACCUUUCACCACGAGUUGAGAGACAUCAGCUUUGAGUAUCAAAAACUACCGGUGAAAACGGACCAGACUAAGACCCCGCCACCCCAUGGUAUUGAGAUGUUCACUGGCAAUGCCUACUUUGUCUUGUCACAUGACUUUGUUGUGUACAUGGACUCCUCUGUUGUGGUGAAAGAUUUUUUGGUGUGGUCAGAGGACACCUACUCACCUGAUGAACACUUCUGGGCCACGCUUGUGCGACUGCCUGGUGUACCCGGGGAGGUGCCCAGAUCCCAGCCUGAUAUCACUGACCUGAUGAGUAAGACCAGGCUGGUGAAGUGGGAGUAUCUGGAGGAGAACCUCUACCCACCCUGCACAGGGAAACACAUUCGCAGCGUUUGUAUUUAUGGUGCAGCGGAGACACAUUGGUUACUGAACUACGGUCACUGGUUCGCCAAUAAGUUUGACCCCAAAGUGGACCCCGUUGUCAUUCAGUGCCUUGAGGAGAAGCUGGAGGAAAAACAAAGGUUUUUCCAAUCAGCAUCACCAGCCUGUCGGAAAGGAUAAUCUACCUAAACUACAGUAUAAAGCUGGAAUAAUUAGUCAAUUAACUAUUAAGUUGAC
Messenger RNA from Thunnus maccoyii (southern bluefin tuna), 1672 nucleotides. RefSeq names its product beta-1,3-galactosyl-O-glycosyl-glycoprotein beta-1,6-N-acetylglucosaminyltransferase 4-like. Gene Ontology annotation, cellular component: membrane. Gene Ontology annotation, molecular function: acetylglucosaminyltransferase activity. The transcript is spliced from 3 exons. The record is from RefSeq and is a predicted model, not a curated record. Lineage: Eukaryota; Metazoa; Chordata; Actinopteri; Scombriformes; Scombridae. Bases 347 to 1615 code for a protein of 422 amino acids.